UGUUUCCCACGCCGCUUGAUACCGUCGCCUGUUUACAUGCAAGCCUCGGAUGCAAUCAUAUGUUAUGUGUCAGUUCCCAUUUUAUCAGUUACAUUUUCUCACACAGUGUGUCUAGGUCGGUGGGGAGUUUUGGACUAUUUGUUCCGCAGUCGGUCAAAUUCAGGGUCGGGUUUUCACUAACUUAAUUAUUAUUAUUUUUAUCUACCCAGCUUGCAGCGACAGGCGUUGAUAGGUUCAAGGCGGUACGUACGCACAAACUGACAAGCUGUAUCAUCUUAAAAAUCAAUGACGCGAGUGUCGGAGACGUAAUUAUACGACUCCUCGGUGUUUUAGUGGGCUGGGCUUGGUUUUCGUUGAAACAAUUUUUUUUAUAGAAAAAGAAGUACAAUAGCCGUGUAUCAGUUAUCACCGUUAUAUAACAUUAUCCGUCACUAAACGAUAUGAACAAAGUGAAAAGGGUGAACAAAACCGAGGAAAAUUAAAUUCAAGAGUCCUCCGCGAAAAAUUGCGAACGUGUCGAAUGGUGGACGUGAAAAUACUCGUGUAGUGAGGUGGUGCAGGAAGGAAGUUGUACAAGAGAGUUCUUACACAUUGCUCGUUUGUGAAAUUGUUUACUUACCACCUUCCUGCAGUUCAUUCAGCGUGAGACGGUCUGAGGUGUGCAUCGGAUUUCAGUGUUUGAGUCAGCCUUUUUCGCAAGUAGGCAUUGUCAGAAGUUUCAACUCAUGCUACCGAUUUCUAACAGCUAGAAGCGUGAUAAACCGCGAGUUUAACAUGCCAUGCAUAUAUGUCGCCGUUUUUGCAUGACUAACAAAUAAACGCUUGUUUGAUUACUCGCGCUUCUUCCUCUAACCACCACAAUUGAGCGCAGAGCUAACGAAAGCCCCAGUGAAAAUUGUGAACGUUUUAGUAGAUUGGUGGGAAAUAAAACACUACUGGUGCAGACCGAGGUUUGCCACAGAGCGGAACGAUGGCCGGUCCGCAUCUGGAUGAGUCGACCGUAACGACACCGUCAAUAACCGGAGGCGUCGUGGUGAACACGGCUUCCCUCAGUCUCUCAAGGCCAACAAACUUCGACGGUUCAGUAUGCACGAUUGAUGACUUUAUUUCCCACCUCAAACACAAGGACUUGGAAAAUGAUGUUUCGAAAUACCUGAGCCACAAACAGCGACCGCUCUGCCGACGAGUGCUGGCUUAUCUACGGACCGCGUGGAUGGGAGCCAAGUUUACAUCGAAAACUGAUCUGGACUGUGAGCUCGAGGAAAUCGUGACCCCACCGAAGUACCGGCCGGAAUCGAUUGCGGCACUAUGCGAGGCGACGCGUUUUACCGAGGCGGAAAUCAAGCGAAUCUACCGUGGCUUCAAGGCGGAGUGUCCGGCCGGCAUCAUCCGGGAGGAGACGUUCAAAUUCAUCUACUCGCAGUUCUUUCCCCAGGGAGCGAAUACAAGCCUAUACGCACAUUAUGUGUUCAACACUUUGGAUAAGGAUCACACUGGAAUUCUGAGUUUUGAGAACUUCGUUCAGGGUCUAUCGAUACUAUCUCGAGGCUCACUGGAAGAAAAACUAUGUUGGACGUUUUCGCUAUACGACAUAAAUCAUGACGGAAAAAUCACUCGAGAGGAAAUGACUGACAUCGUGAUUGCUAUCUAUGAACUGAUGGGAGCUCGUGAAGACGGUGGCACGGAUGACGCACAGAUUAAAAGUAAAGUAGAAAAAGUAUUUCAGAAAAUGGACACAAACCGUGACGGCGUGAUAACCAUAGAGGAAUUUCUUGACUGUUGUCGAAAGGAUAAGCUUAUUUCGGAUUCUAUGGGCGUUUUUGAUUCAACUAUAUGACCUUUGGAUAAAAUGCACUCAAUUCCCGCGUUUGUUAUGGGACAUGGUGACACCACCGAGAGUCUUAACGGCAUCAGUCAACAAACCGAUAUGUAUAAAUCAGAUGCAUCCUACGGACCAAGGACAGAGGAAAUCCAAAAGACUGCCACCAUACCGAAAUCACAAACGUCAACCAGCAAUCCUACGAGUAAGUCCACCCGUGCGAGCAGUCGCAAGCAAUCAAUCCUGAUGAAUGGGAGGGCGAAGCAAAAGCCAAGCAACGUUCGAUACCAUCAUCACCAGCAGCUCAAACACUACCACAUUCCCUUCGAUACGUAUCAACCGCAAUCGACAUCGCGUCCCACGUACUGUCCCCGCAGAUCGUACCCGUCCGGCUGUACCGAGUUCCCACCGCAGAUGACUGGUGGAAUCGCCACCAUCACCCCACUUGCCACGGGCCAAUGUCGACCGGUGGAGCUUAGCUACCACCCGCAACCGGAGAUUCCUACUUUGGUUAAGGUAAAAUCCUGGUAUACCGUUUCCAAGCAAGGCUUGACAUACUAGAAGAAACAGAUUCCUACGGGAGCUUGGACUUUGCAACAGUAGCUUUAAACUCAGCGUAGCGUUCGGAUUCGAAUCCGCAGUGUUAUAUUUAAGAAAGUUGUUAAUAUUGUUAGAUGAAAAUCUGUUCUUAUUUGAGUUCCCUAUAGAAUCCUAAUAGUAUAUCAGAUUUAUUCUAGAUAGUUGUAUAGAUCUCAUGGACGGCUUUCUAAUGAACAACAAUAUGUUUAUCUAUGGUUGAAAAAUGACACAUUGUAUGCUAGCCUUGACAGUUACUAAACGUUAACUUGCAAUCCUACGAAUCCACUAUUAUGAAAAAUGUCAUUGUGUCUGAGUUAUUUAUUAUUUAAUUCAUCGAAGUCAUUUGAAUUGCCUGUGUUUUAUCGUUGUAGGCAUACCAUUAAUUGUUCACAAUUAAUUUGCCACUUGCAGAACUUUGUUACUAGGAAAUCUGGUCGCAUUUUUUGUGUUACUCGGUGCGCAACUACGUUUUACGAUGUAACUUUAUAUUAGUAAACGUUCACCAAUAAAUCACUCAUGCGUUAGCUACAAGCUGUCAGGAAGAUGGGAACAAAUCUUCCUGCCAGAACUCGAAAAGUUUGACGGUACGAAUUGCAGAUUUUUCAAACAUCUUCCUGAGCAGCAUACUAUUGAUCGGCAGGUUAACAGCAAGUGUCAUAGUAGAACUAAACAUUAGAAACUGCAUUUGAAGGUGCUGAUAACGACCUAGAGCUAUCGGAUUAUGAUAUCGCUAAGAAAUUCGAUAGCAGCCAAAACACCAGAAAUAUUCUUCAGCGAGAAGAAUAUCACUCUUUUCGACCAGUAAGCAACCAAAUAGGAUACUGAAACACAAUCUAGAUGCCAGUAGAUGUGUUUGUAAGUUAUACAAUGUGAUUAUUAUGAAAUACGAAAAGAUGUAUCAUCUAGGAUGCCGUUUCGUGCGUGACGAUGGGUUACGGGCAGCUUCCCGGACUACAGUUCUAUAAAGCCAUUAAUGGAGGUGAUGUCCCUAGCAAAUUUGUUUUAUCCCGUUCUACAGUGGUACCGAUACAACGGGGUGGAUUUCUUUGAAAAAGACAUCAAUUCCGCAUAAUCGAGAGGUAUCGUGCAAUUGUCGAAGAGAAGUUGAUGAAGAGCUCUACUUGUAUUCUUAAAACACCCACUGGUAGAGCUAAUAUAAUAUUUGAUCUGGCGCAUACAGACGUGUGCGAUGCCUAACAUGAUCGCAAAGCGGUGUAUCCAGGCAGAGUUGUACAUCUCCUCUGUGUGACGAAGAGCAAGCAAAAUUUCUCCCCUCGCACUGACAACUUCAACGAGAGCUCCUCUCUUUCACAUAUAUACACCACUGUUGUAUAAAGUGUGCUCGCAUCAUGAGUUCGUUUGUUUAUUACCUUUUGCCUCCUUCACUGAAUCGCAUCAAAGUGCUAGAGCAGAUAGAGACACUUUCACAGAGGUGUACACGCCGGUGAGCACUCUGGUGUAUGGUUUGCGUAGAAAAAGCGCGGGCACGAAAAAUCAGCAAAAUAAAACAAUUUAUCGUUAAAAUUUUCGGUUUUCAUUGCAAAUUUUUCAUAGCAAGGCCAGAUCUACUCUCUAUUAAUUGAAGUUCACAGAAGUGUUCGCCCACCAUCACGCGCCAGUGAUCACUUGGGUGUAUUUAGGCGAGAGCACGUGAGAGCGAUUCGUGCGAAGAGAAUGUUAUUCUCUCGCACCAGCUUCUUUCAACACAAGCUCGCACUCAAAGUCUGUCUGUCUGGACACUGAGAAGAAGUGCGCUUUCCUCUUUGUGUGGAGCGCAGCAAAUGUAUCCGCAGUGUAUAAUUGAAACCUACGCCCUGGUGUAUCACUCUAGUGAAAUGCCAUCUCUGCAUCUAGGUAACCAGUAGGCACUAAUAAUGGCUGUAGAGUGGCCUUUUAUAAGCAUAGAAAAUUCGUAUUGCUCUAUAUCAACAUUCUGAAAGGUUCCCUGUUGUAAAUAAAUCAGCAUUCAGCUUUCAAAAUUCACACUCGUUAUAUAUAAGCCUUAUCCAUGAAUAGUCCUAUAUUUUGUCAAUAAAAGCCUUGGUAUUACAUUCCUGUAGAGGAAUUUGACCUUCUGUUUCAAAAGACUUCUCAGCUGAUUCAGAGUGUACAGAACCAUUGCAUGGCUAGUGCUACGAUUCUACUGACACUACGAAUCUGUCCAGGUUGGAGCUCGAACAUUCGACAACUGGUUUGUAAGACCAGUGCCCUAUGCAUUAUUUUGUCAAUGUCAACUCUAAUUCAGCCGCAAGAGCGAUUGAAAUGCCAAUAAGUGAUUAUUUGGUGUCAUAAUGCGGCAUUGCUAUGUGCUUAUUGGUUAACAGGAGUAGAGGUUUUUAUAGAAAACGAUGCAGCGCAAAAGGUUGUUAUAAAAAAAUUAGCGUCAUCACAUGAGCAGUUUGACGCCAUGACUAAUGUGCGAAAAGGAAGUGGCUUUGCAUGUGCAGACUCACCUCAUUAUUUGUCUCGGAUUCCUGAUAUCAAUUCGCUUAUGACGGGGAUCAUGGCGUUGCUAAUGGUAGUCCGGAGGGAUGAGCCCAAGACCGUACUUUGCGAUCUGUUUGCGCAACUGGCGACAACAUUGUGACCGAAUCCGACAAACAGUAACGAGUCGGCCCGACGGGCAGCGGCACUUUCUUACUACGGAUGACCGGAAAGUUCUCUUCAGAAAUCCACCUAUCGUCAACUUUUUCUCGCGCACUGUGACUAAUGUUCCGACUACUCAGUAAGCCGUAUCCAACUCCUGUUCUCACUCAUUGCGAACGCUGCAUUGUCCAGAACUUGAAACGCGCACCUCAUGGCCGUGACCGAUAAAUCUGAUCGCCUUUCAUCAACAACUUCACCGCUUAAGCGGACUCGAAUCCGCUGUUUGCGCCCAGAUCGACCGACCGUGGCCGCAUCUCGACCGCAAGAGACUCUUUUUGGCGGAAAGACCCGCCUGACUUCUGUCAAACCGAUCAGUGCGCCCAUCUAUCUUUGUAUCUCAUCUGCACGUUAAUCGCCAACUUCUAAAUUAGCACACUAUGUAAUUUUACUCAUAAAUAAAACUUAAACAUUACAAGGUGUUGGAUCUGAGGUGGAUAUAUCUGGGGUACGAUACGAGGUUUUCGACGAGUUCAUAUAUCUUGGUACACCAGCGACAUGCAAUGUCGAUGUUAGCCGUCAGGUAAAAAGACGCGUUUUUUAUGCUAAAAGAACUCUCUAAAAACUCUGUAUUCAUUCAAAAUGCGGAGCCGGGGUAGGUUGGCCGAGUUUGACAAAAUAUCUGAAACACAUGAAAUUCAUCAACGUUUAUUCGUGAAAAAAAGUUAGCAUGCACCAUUUUGUAUAGCGAAGGUAUGUAAAAAGCCCCCCUCGUUACUUUUGGUCUUAUUCAUAUUAGACAUAGUUUCGGAAGCAUUAGUGAUAUUUUUGUAGUUUUCGCAUCUACCUUUUCCUCCUCCAGCGUUCGCUAACGUUUGGGUUUGAAAUGGUUUUUGUUUCAUUGGAAAAUCGUUGACGGAUUUAGAUUAAUCCGAAAUUUACGACCCUUACUCAUUCAAAUUAGUCGUUUUGAGGAGAGGUCUUACGACUUCAGGAUUCUAUUGUGAUGGGCAAGUACAUUAAAUUUCUGAAAUUGAAAAAAAAAAUUGAUGCCAAAAGUCUUAGAAUUGCAUAAAACAUUAAGAUUUAGUGUAAUUAAAAAAAAAAUUUUUUUAAUCGACUUUCUGGAACAUAAGUCCCAGAAAGUCGAUCGUUUUCAAAAAAAAAUUUUUGAGGUAAUACUAAAUCUCGACGUUUCAUGCAAUUUUAAGACGUUUGGCAUCAAAAAAAAAUUUUAUCAACUUUCUAGGACUUAAGUCCCAGAAAGUCGAUUAAAAAAAAAAUGUGAGGUGAUACUAAAUCUUGACGUUUCAUGCAAUAUUAAGACGUUUGGCAUCAAACAAAAAAUUUCGAUUUCGGAAAUCUCAUCGGAAAGAUCGAAAAUUUUCAAACCUCAAUCGCCGGGUAGCACCCCGUACCCAUGUCCGAUUUAGCUCAAAUUUUGCAAGGGGACUUUUACGAAGUGCUUAAACUUUUGAGCUCCAUCGCUUUACGAAAUUAGAGGUAAUCCCAAAAUGUUUUUUUUAUUCAAUAAUAAAAUAUAAAGGCACACUGCUAAAGCUCUAAGAUGCCAAGGGUAUUUUCUAAUCUUGAUUAACGACUAACUUAAAACUAGGAUAUUAUCAUUAGGGUAGUGACGUAUUCCGGUCGCAAUGGUCUAUUCUGGCAGAUUCAGCCUGCAGCUGGCGAUCGGCAAUGGUCGAUGGAUUGAAUAUAAUACGAGUGUCUUCCAGAUGACGUUUCUACGUAUCAAUGGGUCCGCGAGAAACACCCCCAGGCCACGGAUACCCAGCGGGUGGCCCGCAUGUUGGUCAUCGAUUGGAGCAGUUUUCCGUGGACGAUGAUGGUGAUGUUACCUAAGAGAUUGAAAGAAACAUGGAGAAGUAAUUUUGUGAAAAACGGAGUGAAAAAAGGGGGUAUGGGAACGAAUGACUAAAUACGACAAAGAUCUAAUUAGUUGACAUCGAGAUGGUGGAGAAACGGAGAAAGAGGGAACGAAAAAAUUAGUGACAGCAAAAAGAUCUUGUUAUUUUCGACAGAGAUGGUGGACAGGCUAGGGAUUGGGAGAAUCGGGCGAAUGUUAGGCUCGAACCUAUAGGUGAAGAUUAUUCUUAGCCUCGACAAGAGAGAGGAUACUACGGGUUACACUUGUAUAUUAAUGUGUUUAAGGUACUGGUAUAUGAGAAGCAUAUAUAAACUAUCCCGACUCGCCAACACAUCCCGAACCGGAACCUUGGGCGGUCUACCUCGGGCCCUAAGGGAUUCCAGUAGCUGCGACCUGACGUCACGAUACUCUACGCACGACCACACGACAUGCUCGAUGUCCUGAUAACCGUCGCCACAGGUGCAGAGACCGCUCUCCGCGAGCCCAACACGCCGGAGAUGUGCGUUGAAAGUGUAGUGAUUUGACAUGAGCCGCGACAUAACACGAAUGAAAUCGCGACUCACGUUCAUUCCCCUGAACCAAGGUUUCGUCGAUACCCUAGGGAUAAUGGAGUGUAGCCAUCGUCCCAGUUCGCCAUUGCUCCAUGAAGUUUGCCAACAUUCGAGUUUUCUGACGAGAGAUACUGAAAAAUUCAUUGAAGCAGAUUGGUCUUGUCCCAAAAUGUUGGCACCCUUGUAUGCAUUAGAGCGGUAAAAAUGAUGUGUUUUGUCGGUUACGUCACUUAUACCAUUAUAUCUCCGGAACCAGAAGUCGCAGUCAUUUGAUCUCUAAACUUGAUUAAUGGCCCAAUAGUAGCUUUCAAACGAGUCUAAGUUUGUUGAAAUCGGUUCAGCCAUCUCCGAGAAACUUGCGCGGUAAAAAAUCAACGCGUUUUGUCGGUUACGGCACUUAUACCAACGUAUCUCCGAAACCAGAAGUCGCACCCAUUUGAUCUUUGAGCUUGAUCAAUGGCCCAAUUGUAGCUUUCAAACGAGCCUUGGUUAGUAAAAAUCGGUUAAGCCAACGCUGAGACAAUUAGGCGGUAAAAAUAUCUACGAAAAUUUCACACAUACACACAGUGCCAAAAAAAAGAACAAACGUGCUCCUGUACAAACGACAGCACAAAAACACCUGAAAUUACGUCGGUACAUGGGUGAUCUAGUACUCCACCAAAAUCACCAUGGAUGUCGUCACUAUGCAUAACAGCCUUUUUAUAAAAGCCUUGUCCCUCCGGCCAAACAGACCCAUUGGUCUCCUCUACCCGUAAUUAAAUAUUAUAGAGAAAGCCAAAAAAGGAAAUUUGAAACCUUAUUAAACACGUCAGACUACAAUGAGCUAGACAUGAAGUAAGAAACCCACUACGAGAAAGGGACAAAUUUCAUAUCCAUGAUAAUAAGCGAAAACCAGGAAGAUUGUGAUCGCAAAGCGUUGGAAAAGUUGUAUCGCUCAAAUGACACACACGAGUUGUACGAGAAGGUGAAACGUUCUGCGAAACUGCUCGAUAAACCAUCUACGUACAGGAAAAAUUGGACGGAAACGAUGGGCUGAACAUGUCAUUUAGAUUCCAGAAGACAACCCAAUGGAAAUGGUUCUUGAAGGGCAUACUCAGAGACAUGCAAUUUUGAGAACUGUUAACUUAUUAUUGGGUUUUCAUUACUUAAGCUAUCAUCUAUUGACGAAUAUCUAAAACUGAACUAGUUGCGCACCUAAUAGAUCUAUUGUUACGCCUUUGAAAAUAUCAUUGUAGCAACAUGAGGCUGUGGAAAGCAUAUUAAAAGUCUCAAUCGUAGCCACUUUGUGUUGGUAGUGAAUCAUUUUUAUGUUUGAAUUUGUAAAGUGAAAAGUGAUACACCUCGGAAUUCGAAAAUAAAUAAGUGACUGCCGAACAAAGCGUGGGGAAUUGAAUAGAAUAAAUAUAAUUGUAUGUUGAAUGAAAUUUUUACAUAGUACUGAUUCGUUAACAGAUUUCCUGAUGCAUGUCUUCCUUUUCACAAACUAAAUAAUUACAGCUAGCUACACAAACAAGGCUUCUUGUUGUUCAACUUGGUUAACCUAAUUUACUUUCAUUCUACAUUUUGAGAAUUCCGUGCCUUUUUUUUUCUUUCCAUUACAUUUCCAUUAAAAUCACUAAACAUUAGAAAAAGAUAAACAUAUAAAUCCCCAUACUCAAACAACGUUGUACAACAAUUUAGUGAAAAACCAAACCAUAGUCAUUCAUCACUGUAGUGAGUAUUUACCGUGUUACGAAACCAAUACCAGAUAGAUUUAAACACAGAUUUCUGACCCAUGUUUAAAUUCAAACAAAUAUUCGUUAGGGGCCCAAACGAUAAAAAUUGCAUUAAAACUUGCCAACAAUAUCGAAGUAACUAGUCGAAAACUAUUUGUCGUUUUUGUAGAAUCCAAAUAAGAGUCAAAGUUUUCAAUAUAUUGUGAUCGGGUGCAAGUGUAUUUAAGAUAUUUUCAUUCUUUUAUAUCGAUGUAUAUUGUACACAUUUUGAUAACAUUUUGAGCUGUAUAUUUUCAUGUUUAAACUACGAGUAAUGCAAUGAUUAUUUGAAUACCGUGACACAGGAAAAAUCCUAUGGUAAAAGAACUCAUAGCUACCAAUUCAAAACCGGCGAGCUUUACCCAAUUCCUGAUACAAUUAGUGACUCCAAAGAUCAAAUUGCAAGCUGUUCGAUUAUAUUUAUCGAUGGACGUUGAGAAUUUCCGUUCAACUAUAUACACAUUAAAUGUAUGUAAACCGAACGAUAGUCCUUUUUAGAAACCCGUAUCUGUUCAUGUCACAUUGGAUCUGGUAGUCGUUGAAAGAAAAAAUGCAACCUUAUUACUUAUAAUUGAUGACUACAGUGUCAUUUCAUACAAUAUCCCAUCAGAGUCGAACGAAACACUGAAAGAAAUCAACGAUGAUAGAAUAAAACUCAAAGAGGAAAACCAGUACCGUAAGUGUCUACUAUAGGUGUAAAAUUUGUUAAAUGAUGUUACAGACAAAUAAAAAAAAAGUUAGCAUUCAAAAAUAACACGCAAGAUGCAAGUUCCAUUAUAAAUUUGUUGUCGAUACGAAUGCACCAAAAGACGGUGUGAAAAACUCUGUUAAGCAAUACCAUUUGGACUUUGAAUCUUAAAACAGCCUGUCAUCACAUAGCCGCCACAAUUGGAUGGUACGAAAUGCUUAAAAAAGUCACCUUUAAAGUUAGACGAAUGUUAUACCACAAACUGAUUCUAACGUUGAACUUCCUGUUACUGGCGCGAAACAUACGUUUGUAGAAACUUGUUGUAUAGUUUUUAGAUAUAGACGAUUAUUAAUACUGAACUCGAAUGCAAACAACGGAAUUAACUAUGAAAACGAACCAACUUCACUGAAGUCUAUACUACCUACCUAGAUGAAUAUAAACACCUUGUUAGAAAGUGAAAGAUUAGUACAGACGAUGAAAGAUGUGAUAGUUUUUGCCGUAGGAACUGCGCUAGUAUAGAUUUAGGCUGUUUGAAAAGAGAUAGUAGAAGCGAGCACGAACCAAACCAGAGUUCAGUAGAUCAAUUUUUAUAAGUGUAGGCAACAAAAUCAAAUUUCUACAUGUGAACUUUAACAAUUGAGAAUCGACUAAAACUCAAAAAAAAAUUGAAUAAAUAAAUCGUGUUUAACAAACUGUAAUGUAAUUAUGGUGGAAUGUGUCUGAAUAUCAAAUGACAAAGCGAUCAAAAUAAAUUUACUCCCCUCUGUA
Messenger RNA from Malaya genurostris, 10627 nucleotides. Its product is annotated as Kv channel-interacting protein 4-like. Lineage: Eukaryota; Metazoa; Arthropoda; Insecta; Diptera; Culicidae. The transcript is spliced from 7 exons. Gene Ontology annotation, molecular function: calcium ion binding. The record is from RefSeq and is a predicted model, not a curated record. Bases 971 to 1837 code for a protein of 288 amino acids.